GCCACUAUAUUUAAAUUCAGUCCUAUUAAUUUAUACGUACAAAGUGCAAUAAUUAUAUAUAGAUUUGUUUCAAAAAAAUUAUGUAUAGAUUUGUUUCAAAAAAAAAAGUUAUGUAUAGAUUUAACGAGGUCCAUUUGGAUAUGGGAGAAGCUACGCAGGUAGCUGCAUGCAUAAUAUAUGUAUGUGUGUGCGUGCCUCUGUGAUCUCGACAAACCCUUGUUCCAAGCACCUGUCCGAAUAUCUCGGACCUAUAGUUAAUUAAAAUUUUAAACCCGGAGAGGAAGCUUAUGUUACAUGGCCGCCCCACGGCGGCGCUCGGGAAUUAGAUGGCCCAAGUGUGGUGGAGCCUGCAACAAUUCCGCCACAUUCUGAAAACAUGCAUAGCCCAGAGGGACCUUUUGAUCGGCAAGUCCCUCCACACAGUAUACCUCAAAUCCCACCUUAUCCCGCCCUCUACCUACAUCUCCAACCACUUCAUCCUCCUCUACUCCAAAUGCGGCCGCCUCUCCUCCGCCCGCAGGGCAUUCGACUCCACCCCUUCGCCCAAUGUCUUCUCUUACAACGCCAUCAUCGCUGCCUACGCCAAAGAAGCCCAGCCACACGUCGCCCACCAACUGUUUGAUCAAAUUCCCCAACCGGACCUUGUCUCCUACAACACCCUGAUUUCUGCCUAUGCAGACCGUGGAGACACCGUGCCUGCUCUUGAACUGUUUCUUGGUAUGAGGAGGAGGGGCCUGGAUAUUGACUCAUUUACGUUGUCAGGGGUGAUCACGGCUUCUUGUGAUGAUAAAAAGUUGAUUGCCCAGUUUCAUACUCUGGCUGUUUCCGGCGGGUUUGAUGCGUUUGUUUCUGUGAAUAACACGCUUCUUACUUGUUAUAGUAAAAACGGGCAUUUGGAUGAGGCCGAGAGAGUUUUUGAAGCAAUGGGUGAGAUCAAAGACGAGGUGUCCUGGAACUCCAUGAUCGUUGCUUAUGGACAACACAGGGUGGGAUCAAAAGCGCUGUCUUUGUAUCAAGAAAUGGUGCGGUUGGAGUUAAAGGAAGACAUGUUUACAUUAGCCAGUGUCUUAACUGCGUUUACUAACAUGGAGGACUUUCGUGGUGGCCUUCAGUUUCAUGCUCGCCUGAUCAAGGUUGGUUUUCACCUGAAUCCCCACGUUGGUAGUAGCUUGGUUGAUCUGUACUCGAAAUGCAGCAGUUGUGGCAUGCCGGAUUGCAAGAAAGUGUUUCAAGAAAUUCCAAAUCCUGACUUAGUCCUCUGGAACACCAUGAUGUCUGGUUGUUCCUUGUUUGACGACUUCUCUGAAGAGGCCAUUGCUUACUUUAGGCAAAUGCAGAGGGUGGAUUCACUCUCUGGCCAUCAAAUCAUACAUCCCAGCAAACCGAAGAAUCAUGGCUAUGCUCAACACGGGCGUGCCAUGGAAUCCCUUAUGCUCUUCCAAACGAUGCUCGAGGAGAACAGUAACGCGGGCCCCACAAGCAUAACGUUUGUCUCGGUCCUGUCUGCGUGUGCACACACUGGCAAAGUAGAGGAAGGCAAGAAGUAUUUCAGUAUGAUGACCAAGGAAUUCGGGAUCAAACCAGAGGCAGCACACUACUCAUGCAUGAUUGACCUCUUAGGAAGAACCGGAAAACUAGAAGAGGCCGAGAGGCUGAUUGAGAGCAUGCCAUACAGCCCAGGCACAAUCGGCUGGGGAACACUGCUUAGAGCUUGUAGAACACAUGGUAACACAGAGCUAGCACUAAAAGCAGCCAAAGAGUGCCUUGAGUUGGACCCCACAAACUCAGCUCCGUACGUCAUGCUUGCAAACACACUCGGCCACUCUGGAAGAUGGGAGGAAGUAGCAGCCAUUAGGAAAGAAAUGCGCGACAAGGGGGUUAAGAAGAAACCGGGUUGUAGUUGGAUAGAGGUGGACAAAAGGAUACACGUAUUCGUAGCAGAAGAUCAUUCGCAUCCAAUGAUAAAGGAGAUAUAUCUGUUCUGGGAAGAAAUGUCAGAGAAGAUGAAGAAAGCAGGGUACGUGGUGGACGUGAGGUGGGCCCUCCUUAGGGAUGACGGGAUUCGCGACGAAGUGAAGGAGAGACACCUAAGGCAUCACAGUGAGAAGUUGGCGGUCGCUUUUGGGCUAUUAUCAACCAAAGAAGGGAUGCCUAUACUUGUCCUUAAGAACUUGAGGAUAUGCGGCGACUGCCACAACGCAAUCAAAUUCAUUUCUGUCAUAACGGAUCGAGAGAUCACCGUGAGAGACUGCCACAGGUUUCACUGUUUUAAGGAUGGCCUUUGUUCUUGUGGGGAUUUUUGGUGAUACAUUCUACUAUUGACUUUUAUCAGUACUGUCAAGUCUACCAACAUGUUUUAGCAUAGGACAUGUAAUGCUAUCUAGAAAAGGAUAUUC
Molecule: messenger RNA, 2396 nt
Organism: Cuscuta campestris
Lineage: Eukaryota; Viridiplantae; Streptophyta; Magnoliopsida; Solanales; Convolvulaceae
Source: the annotation of a GenBank genome assembly